Molecule: messenger RNA, 7088 nt
Organism: Centropristis striata (black sea bass)
Lineage: Eukaryota; Metazoa; Chordata; Actinopteri; Perciformes; Serranidae
Gene: tsc2
Product: TSC complex subunit 2
Exons: 43
Coding region: 755-6475 (1906 amino acids)
Biological process (GO): positive regulation of GTPase activity; negative regulation of TOR signaling; negative regulation of insulin receptor signaling pathway
Cellular component (GO): TSC1-TSC2 complex; nucleus; cytoplasm
Molecular function (GO): GTPase activator activity
Source: RefSeq, a predicted model, not a curated record
AAAGCACCACAGACAGAAACAACUCAACUCACAGCUCUGGAGAACUAGUUGAACUAGUUUCCUAAUGACUAGACAGUGUCUGUGUUCAGCCAGUAGCCCACCGUGAACUUUACCCGGGGAUAAGGGGGCCGAGGAGGGUCUUUGCUCAGAGAUCCUCGCCUCCUCCUGCUCCUCCUUCACCUCCUUCACCGCCCCGGAGGAGUCUGGCUCCACGUUCCUCCGGUUGUUGUCCAGUAGGUGGCGGUAAUGCACCCGUGCGUUGGUCUGCCAACAAAACUCAAACGAAGAAGAAGAAGCAGCAGCAGACAGCAUUAGUGUGUCAUCCGGUUUUGAAACAAUUUGAAACAAUUUUGAAAAAAUGACUAAGGCGAUUACUAUUAUUAUCAUUAUUUUUUAUAUUUUUUAUCACUAUUAUUAUUGUCUCUCCUUAUUUUCCUGUCAUUCUACUGCUCCACCACUCCAGGCCAGCAGGUGGCGGUAAUGCGCCUGUACGUUGGUCUGCCGAUAAAACUCAAACGAAGAAGAAGAAGCAGCAGCAGACAGCAUUAGCGUGUCAUCCGGUUGAGAAGUGGAGGACUGAGCCCGGACGGAACAAGCUUCCAGCAGCAAACAGGGAGAGUUUUAUCCAUGCACAGCCGCAGACGGCUUCUCUGGCUGCAUCUGAACUCAGCUGCGACUGAAUGAAACCGAAAGCGACUCAUCUCUGAUAAGGCAGCGUCCAGCCUGUGUAGCCUGCUGCUCCGCCUGGUUGGCCAUGAAUAAACAGCCGAGCAAGGAGAGUCUGAAGGACAAGGUGAAGGGGAUCUUUGGGCUGGGACCCCCGCGGCCCCCCAGCAAGCAGAGCGAAUCCAGACCCUCCGAGUUCAUUAUCACCACUGACAUCAUCAAGGAGCUCCACCCAGACUGUGGUCUCAGCAACCGCGUCCGCAUGAUGAACCACGUCUGUGAUCUCGCCAAAACAAAAAAAUUUGAGGAGCAUGCGGUGGAGGCGGUAUGGAAAGCUGUGGAGGACAUGCUGACUCCAGAGCAGCCGCCUGAGGCCAGACAUGCUGUCCUGCAGCUGCUGAGGGCCAUAAUACAGGGACAGGGCGAGCGGCUGGGUCCUCUCAGAGCGUACUUCUUCAGGGUGAUCAGAGACUACCAGCCCAGCAACGAGGACCUCUCUGAUCGGCUGGAGGUCUUCAAGGCUUUGACUGAGAACGGGAAGGACAUCACCUACCUGGAAGAGGACAUAGCACGCUUCGUCCUCCUGUGGAUGGACAUCGGUCUCACCUCUGACUUCCUCCAUGUUCUUGUGAAUCUGGUGAAGUUCAACAGCUGCUACUUGGACCAAAACGUCUCCGUUAUGGUCCAGAAAAUCUGUCUGCUGUGCAAUAGAACAACCUCCUCCACAGAUAUCGAGGUGGCGCUGCAGGUCCUGGAUGCGGUGGUGUGUUAUAACUGCCUCCCCUCAGACUCUCUCACCGUCUUCAUCAUCACACUCUGUCGGACCGUCAACGUCAAAGAGUUUUGUGAAUCCUGCUGGAAGCUGAUGAGGAAGGUUCUGGGGACUCACCUGGGCCACAGUGCCAUUUACACCAUGUGCCGCAUCAUGGAGGAGAGAGUGUACAUGGAGGACGCCCCCCUGCUGAGAGGAGCGGUGUUCUUCGUGGGGAUGGCUCUGUGGGGCGCUCACAGACUCCCCGCCCUCAAAAACACUCCAACGCUGGUGCUGCCAUCCUUCUACAAGGCCAUGUCGUGUGCCAACGAGGUGGUGUCCUAUGAGAUCGUCCUCUCCAUCACCAGGCUGAUCAAGAAGUACGGCAAAGAGCUGCAGGUGGUCACCUGGGACAUCCUGCUGGGCAUCAUAGAGCGGCUGCUGCAGCAGAUCCAGACGAUCGGCAGCGCGGAGCUGAAGGCCAUCGUGUACGAGCUGCUGACCACCGUAGAGGAGCUGUACGAGCAGAACGGUUACCAUGGUUCCACCGAGAAGUUCUUCAGUCUGGUGGAGAAAUGUGCCGACAAGAGACCCGAUGCCUCAGUGCUGACCCUGAUCUCGUACCGGGCUCAGUCCAUCCAGCCAGCCAAGGACGGCUGGAUCCAGAGCCUGCACCGCCUCAUGGAGAAGUUCUUCAGGAACGAGAUUCGAAGCGUGAUCAGGAUCAAAGUGCUUCAUAUCCUGUCCUUCGUCCUCAGCACCAACCGACAGCUCUAUGAGGAUGAGCUGAUAGAAAUGGUGGUGAUCCCCCAGCUGAGUGGGAUCGCUGAGGACCGGGACCUGGCCGUCAGGAAGCAGGCCACCCAGCUGCUGGUGGACCUGGCUGAGGGCUGCAACACACACCACUUCACCAGCCUGCUGGACAUCAUAGAGAGGGUGUCCAGUCGGUCCCUGGUGUGUUCGGGGCCCCUGGAGGUUUCUGAGAGAGACCCCACAGCAGAGUCUCCUAUGGAGGACGUGAGGACUGCUAUUCUGGGCCUUCUGGAGAUCCUGCAGAGCAAACUGUACAGCCUACCAGCCAGUCAUGCUAGCCGCGUGUACGAGUUGCUGAUCAGCCACCUGCAGCUUCACUACAAGAACAAGUACUGUUCAGCUAUCGCUUCCAGCAUCAGACUACAAGUGUUUGACUUCUUCCUGAUGAUGCGAGCGGACUCUCUCCACCGCCUCGGAGUCCCCAACAAAGAUGGCGCCAUGAGGUUCAGCCCUUACUGCUACUGUGACACAGGGGAGCCUGAGAAGCGUGCCAGUGAGAAGAAGCCUGCAGGUUCAACGUCUCCUCCUGCUGGCAGCCCUGCUCCUCCUGCUGCUCCCUCUGCUUCUACAGCCUCCAUCCGCUCAGCCUACCUGCCCUACGCUCCGGCCUUCAGCGUGCUCCUGCAGUGCCUCAAGAUGGAGACGGACUGGAAGGUUCUGAAGCUGGUUCUGGACAAACUGCCGUGGACGCUCCAGUACAAAGUGCUGCUGCUGACAUCACCGUGCAGCCUGGACCAGCUCUGCUCUACGCUCUGCUGCAUGGUGACGGAUCGUCUGAUCUCGGAGCGCCUGAAGAAGACCCCAGAAGGGUUUUCUCGCACGGAGGUUCAGCUGGCGGUGGUACCGGUCCUCACAGCGAUCACCUCCUACCACAACUACCUGGAGCAGUCCAGACAGAGAGAACUGGUCCAGUGCCUGGAGACGGGCCUCAUCUACCGCUGUGCCAAGCAGUGUGUGGUGGCUCUGACCAUGUGUACGGUGGAGAUGCCAGAGAUCAUGAUCAAGCUGCUUCCUGCUCUCAUCGUCAAGCUCACACACAUCUCUGCUACCGUUGCCAUGGCGUCGCCCAUGCUCGAGUUCCUCUCCACUCUGGUGCGGCUGCCUCACCUGUACGCCAACUUUGUAGCUGAGCAGUACGUCAGCGUGUUCGCCAUCUCUCUGCCUUACACUAACCCUUCAAAGUUCAACCAGUACAUCGUGUCUCUGGCGCACCAUGUGAUCGCCAUGUGGUUCAUCCGCUGCAGACUGCCCUUCCGCAAGGACUUUGUUCAGUACAUCACUAAGGGGUUGCGUUCCAACGCCCUGCUGCCCUUCGAUGACGGUCAUGAGCAGAGUUCGUUCCGGGCGCGGAGCACCAGCCUGAACGAACGGCCCAAGAGUCUGCGGGCUGCCAAAGUGGCGAAGGCGGCGGCGGCGGUAGCCAAUAGCAGCAGCUCUCCAGUUAAAGAGCUGAGGGACCUGUCAGCCAUGGACGCGUUCCGCUCCCGCAGCAUCAGUGUCUCCGAACACGCGGUCCGCAGGAUGCACACCUCCACCACCACCUGCAGUCUGGGCUCUGCAGACGAGAACGCGGUGACUCAGGCAGACGAGGGUCUGAAGACGGUCCACCUGGAGCUCACAGAGACCUGCCUGGACAUGAUGGCUCGAUACGUCUUCUCCAACUUCUCCGCGCUGCCAAAGAGGUCUCCAAUCGCAGAGUUCCUGUUAGCAGGGGGGCGCAGCAUGACCUGGCUGGUGGGUAACAAGCUGGUAACCAUAACAACCAGUGGAGGGGUCCGAACACAAGCACUACUGGGCCUGGACAUGUCUGAACGGCUGGGAGGAGGAGGGGAGAUGACCAGGUCGGAUCCAUCGCUACACACCCGGAUCACCAAAGAGGCUCCGGCCAAACUGGAGUCCCAGUCGAGCCAGCAGCACAACAGAGCCACACGCAUACGGGUCCGCUCCAUGUCAGGUGGCCACGCCCUCCGAGCCGGCCCCGCCCAGAGUCUCAGUCCUCUGGUGUCGCCGUCUGAGAGCGAGCUAGCGGCGCCGCUGUCUCCGCCCUCUUCCUCUGCUCUGGACGCUCUGGGUCCUCCCUCCUCCUCCUCCGCCACCCCGUCUGCUCCUCCACCCCUCAAAGACAACCCCAGCCUGGCCGAGUUCGUCCCCAUGCUCACACAGGGCUGGGCCGAGAUCUUCAUACGGAGACCGUCUGGUAACACGAGCUGGCUGAUGUGUCUGGAGAACCCUCCCAGUCCUUUCUCCUCCGAGCUGGGCAACAUGCCCCUGCAGGAGCUCUCCACCGUCCUCAUGGCCAUGGAGGGCGUGAAGGAGCCUCCCAGCCAGACGGCCAGCGCUCCCGCCAGCACCGCCGCUCCUCCACCCGCCCCCGCCUCCGAACCGCUGACCCAGACACACAGCAGCAUGGGGGGCAAGGCCAACCUGAUCCAGCGCUCCAACACUGUGGGUGGCUCUCUCUGGUCUCUGGGUCUGGGCUCUGCCCCCCCAGGCCCUCCGGCCCCCGGCAGGUUGCACAGGAGCAUUUCCUGGGCAGACUCCGUGGUGGUGCUGGAGGAGGGGUCAGGGGUCACCACAGCACAAACCCCGUCUGAUUGGUUGGAGAGCGAAGAGUUUGAGCCGAUGCCCUCUGACCCCAUCUUCAUGUCUGCAGACAAGUUCACAAAGACCCCGCCGCCUGGAACACUCAGCAGGUCGUCCUCCACCUCCAGUCAAGACGAUGAGAAGUCGACGCUGGAGGAAGUGAGCGAGGGAGCGAUUCCCAUCGAUCAGCCCACCAUGGGGCCCUCCACCCCGGGCAGCCAGGGGCCAGAACUUCCCUUCCAGACCCAAACUCAGUCCCAGGGCCACGGACUCAACAAGUCCAGCUCGUCCCCGGAGCUCCAAACUUUACCCGAAGCCUUCUCCAAGGCCGCCAUGGAGUCUGAGGCUGCACCAGGAGACACAUCGCUACCCAAAGCUCCUCCAGACAGCAAGCCUCCACCCCAGCAGCCUCCUGUGGAGAAAGAUAAGGUGGAGGGGAGCUCAGGAGGGGACGCUAACGCUAACGCUAACGCCCCGGGGGGUCCGAGUCAGGGGUCUGAAGGCCCGGCUGUGGUGUCCUCUCAGACUGGAGGAGCCAGGAUGAGGUUGGAGUUCCCAGCAGCAGCGGUGCAACCCGGACCCAUCUCCCCCAGCGGAGGCCACCGGCCCCGGGGCCACACCAUCUCCGUGUCGGCCCCCUCCUCCAGGAGGGAGAGGAGGACGGACAGGGACUCGUACCACAGUAGACCAGGACCCAGCACCACGGAGAAGAUCUCUGGACUCAGCCCCAGCUUUGUCUUCCUGCAGCUGUACCAUUCUCCUUUCUUUGGGAACGAAGCCAACAAGCCGCUGCUGCUGCCCAAAACUCAGGUGAUUGACCGGGCGGUGAAGGUCCUGGACCAGAUGCCUCCUUAUGACACCCAUAAGAUUGGCGUGGUGUUCGUAGGAGCGAGUCAGGUUAACAACGAGGUCGCCAUCCUGUCCAACGAGUACGGCUCCAACCGCUACGCUGCCUUCCUGACCGGCCUCGGCAAACUAAUCCACCUGAAGGACUGUGACCCCGACCAGAUAUUUCUGGGAGGGCUGGACCAGUACGGAGACGACGGAGAGUUCACCUACUGCUGGCACGAUGACAUCAUGCAGGCUAUCUUCCACAUCGCCACUCUGAUGCCAAACAAGGAGAGCGACAAGGGUUGCUGCAACAAGAAGCGCCACAUCGGCAACGACUUCGUCAUGGUGGUGUACAACGACUCUGGAGAGGAGUACAAACUGGGAACCAUUAAGGGUCAGUUCAACUUUGUAGAAGUCAUUAUAAAACCUCUGGAUUAUGAAUGUAACCUGGUCACUCUUCAGUGCCGCAAAGACCUGGAGGGGUUAGUUGACACAACUGUGGCCAAAAUCGUGUCAGACCGCAACCUUCCACUCUUAGUCAGACAAAUGGCUCUGCAUGCAAAUAUGGCCUCUCUGGUGCACCAGUACCGAGCCAACCCCUCUGAUGCUUACGCCUCUAAGUGGCUGGCCAGAUUAAGGCACAUUAAGAGGAUCAGAACGCGGGCUCAGGAAGACAUCCAGUCCCGGUCGACGCCGGGCAUCUCUCUGACCCAGGGACACACUCAGCAGAACAAGUCCUUCCAGCAGAGCACUCAGGCACAAAACCCAGAAGCCUCCGGCCAGAGGAAGAGACUCGUCUCUACAGUGGAUGACUUCACUGAUUUUGUUUGAUUACAUUUCUUGUCCUGGCACACACACACACACACACACACACACACACACACACACAUACAUACAUACAUACAUGUCUUUAAUAGUUGUGAGGACCACCACUUCCCCUAGCCCAACACACACAUUUCAGGGUUUACCAUCUCUGUUAGGACCUUCCCUGAAAUUCAUACAGAUGAUUAAUUAAGGCCUUUAGAGUCUAUCCUAGCAUUUUCUUUGUGAGGACUGGAAAAAAUGUCCUCACAACUACAAAUGUCCUCACAAUGUUGGUAUUCUGCCAUGGGUUGGUCCUCACAACUAUAUGAAGACAAACACACACACACACACACACACACACACACACACACACACACACACACCUGGGGGAGUUUACUUUCAUUUCUCUGUGUGGAAGAAUUCAGGACACACUGAUUUUGACUUCAACCAAUUGGGACUUUGUAUUGGAGAUCCUCUAAGCUUCAUGGUAUCAUAAAAGCUUAUUUUGUGAUGAAGUAUUGAUAUGUGAAGACAGUAAUUUCUGCAUAUUUUUCAAGAUGCUAACGCUUUGCACUUUCUAGGUCUAAUCAUGAUGUUUCUGACGUGCAACAUGAGACGAGUAAAGCUGUACAGAACACUA